Messenger RNA from Dunckerocampus dactyliophorus (ringed pipefish), 8247 nucleotides. RefSeq names its product G-protein-signaling modulator 1-like. The coding region runs from base 7049 to 7933 and encodes 294 amino acids. The transcript has 6 exons. Gene Ontology annotation, biological process: regulation of inflammatory response. Lineage: Eukaryota; Metazoa; Chordata; Actinopteri; Syngnathiformes; Syngnathidae. The record is from RefSeq and is a predicted model, not a curated record. Gene Ontology annotation, molecular function: GTPase regulator activity; protein binding.
CAAGAGAAGACAAGCCAACCCAGGGGGAGUACGGAGCCAGCCACCACAUCAGUCCUUUUCCCUGCCACUCUCGGGAGCAAUUUAGAGCCGCCAGAACUUCCAAGGGAGGCCGUCGAUCAGAUCACUCGCCGUCCACCCCUCCUUGACAAGAAUCAUCCCCAAGCAGAGAACAAUUUCUUACUGGACUUUUUACCCUCAUCAGGCAUCAUAAUCGGGGUAGGAUUGAGGUAUUGGCUGACGGCCUUACACCUUUUUCUAUCUAGGCUUAUGUGAGUGGAGCUCAUAGAGGCUAGUUCUUUAAGAAUAUGAUCCAUAUAUUUGAUAUUUAAAACUACUUGUUGCCCUUGCAAACCUACCUUAAUAAAACUUUCUUAUUUUGUAACCAUCUAAGAGUUGUCACCCAGUAUCUUCUGUGAUAUAAACGAGUAUGCAGUUUGAUAAAGAAUAAUUCCUUUGAGGUUGUUCCGGUAUUAUUGUACAUUAUAACAGGCCCCUCUGAGCGCUAAUAGAUAGGUAAAUUAUCCCAGGUCCUUUCCAACAGCAACAAACCAUUAGAGAAGCAGUCGUAAAGCAGAGGGUUCGGUGUCACCUAUAACCAAAAGCGGUUACUCUGGUUGUGCCUGGUCCGGAUGCAGCUGGGCUGCCUCUGCACAACUGAGGCUGUGAAUACCUGGGUGAGUUCCCCGUCGCCCCUGACUUAGUGGUCUCAUCCCUCAACGAGGGAGAUCUUACCUUUUAAACUGAGUAGACAGGUAGAGAGGUGCGCUUGCUUCUUACACGAGGGAGCAAGGGUCUUGCACCACUUAGGUAACUAGGGUUUAAACACGUGGCGUCCAAAGUGACGAUCGGUUUAGCUAUUUUGUACGGGAGCUGAACUCCGGAAGAACCCGAGUGGUAGGCUUAGUGGUUGUUUUUCUUCCCAAAACAAUUGUGAGCUCCACUUACAUAAGUAUGACCCUGAGGAUGGCGAGAAGCAGUUGAUCUUUGAGGAGAAGAGUUUCCUGGAAAAGAACAUUUUUGCCAGAGCGACCAAAAAGGCGACGGUAGAAGGACAAAGACUGUUUCCCGCUAAGGACUGUGAUUGUCAUGGAAUGAUCUAGCCACCCUUACCCGAGCGUCCAGUGAGAUGUGCAGUCAAGGGUGGGAAAGACUGAGACUGAACAGAAGAGUACGCCCAAGGAUUUUUGCAGUUUGGACUGAGUGGCCCUGUGAUAUUACUGGGGCUCAUCCUUUUCGUGGAUUGCUUGAUUUGAGGACGAUUCCCAUAAGGGACUAUCAAGAGGACCAAUGUUGAGCAACGCAUAGAGCAAAGCUAACGUGAAGGACAACAGUGAGCGCAAGGAGCGAAACAGAAGACAAGAACGGAACGGGGAGCCAAAGCAACGUGGCCAACCACAAGUAUCCAGCUGUCGCUGAACCCGAAGGCCUUCAGCUGAUACAAAACCUCUGUCGUGUCUGGUUGUUGACGAGUGACCAGUCCAGAAAGAAAGAGGCGCGGAGAAGGACUCAGUAAGGACUCGAGAAGGACUCGAGUAACCAGUUUGCUGCACUCCCUCCCUAGCUCAACCCGGAACGAGAGGCUUGGGAGAGCAGCAACUCACCACUACAACUACCGGAGUGAUUCCAUGAGAAGACAUGGCAGAGUCACCGGGGAAUCAAGGCGAGGCCAGGCCAAGAGUUUUGUCGCCCCAGAUGGUGGGACAACACUACAUACCAACUCAAAUCCUCCAUUGGGGGAGAAGCAUGGCCACCUGGGCUCAAAGGAUGAGACAGGAGUUUGAGGCACUGAACCCAACAACAGACCCUCUCCUGCUUCCAACCGUGGUGGAGAACCAGCUGAGGGAAGGAGGACAAGCUUUUGUCCAGGCGUUGAGGAAAUGCAGGCGUACGAGGCCGCAUACCCUGCAGCCCGAACCGGAUGCCAGUCCCAUAACAAUCUCAAGCACAGAGGAAGAGCCCAUAAGGGUUGAAUUAGUCAGGCGAGCCGAGCCUGCGAGACAAGGCCAGGCUGAGAGGGCACGGUCAUUCGAGGCACAAAGACUGGUUGAGCCAGCAAGACCAGUCGAGCAAGCGAGACAGGUUGAGCAGGCCAGACUGGUUGUGUCGGCCAGAGAAGUUGAGCAAGUACGGCCCGCAGAGCCAGCGCAACCGGUCGGUGAACCAAGACAGCCCGAGUGGGCACAGUCUAUUGCGCCUAACGUGUCUGCCGAUUGGACUGAAAAGAGUGGGAGAUCACUCAAGAUUGGUUGAUCAUGAACCAAAGAAAAUGGGCAAGACUCAAAGAUGAUCUGAUUCGCCACUACGUGUCCUGGAAUCCCUGCCGCAGGAGGCAGGGCCCUUGUAAAUAUAUGGGAACGGUGUAUUGUAUCAGUACGUUGGGAACCUAAGGGACCUGACAGCAGAUGCGCUGCUGAUACUCAAAGAUGACCAAUGCAAACCCCGGAACAAGAAGUUCAAGGCCAACCUGAGACUCCUGAUGGUAAACGAGUACCAAGGAGAAGUGAAAGAUGAACUGCAAAGAUGAAUGAGCAAGACAAGUAAAAUAAGUGUAAUGGCAAACCAGCGGAAGAGUGAGCAGAUACUGGCAAGUGGUCCACGUCCCCAUUAGGGCAUAUGAGGGCCAGCAGGAGGUGGAAGUCUACCAAAAGGAGAUGGUAAAGAGACUGGAUGAAGGGAUACGUGAAGCCGUUGACCGUGGGUCCCGGAGCAUUGUCAGGUACCUGGAUGGCCUGCGCCCCCAUACCCUCUCGUGGCUCGCGGCUUGAAUGUCCACCGAAGGAGCAAGCCAGAUAUAUCUAGAAAGGACACAUCUGGUGCAAGCCGGUACUGAAAUAGUGGUGGUGGCCUCACUUAAGCAGGAUGAGGAGAGGUUUGCCGCAACCCUGGCAGGAACAACACGCAAGGCAACCUUGGAAGCAAGACCUAGUUCCUCCCCAGUAGUGGUCAGUAAGAUCAGCUGCAUUGACCACCAGAGAGAGCUCCAGAGAGGGCCUUAGCCAGCAGAGAUGUCACGCAACAAGGGAACAGAGUCAGGGAGAGGGACAUCAGCCCCAGUCUGGCACCUUCUCUCAGGUAUUCGGGAGAAGAGACAUCGGGACCCAGAAGGGCAGCUGUAGCAUGGAGAGAACACCCCACCCCACACCAGGGGAGUGUAACCGCACAUAGUCCCAGUCUCAUAUUUGUGGAGGACAGACAGGAUAACAGGGCUCAGACCUUUGCACUGGACCAUGAUGUAGCUGUAAGAUGGCUGCGCAUCUUCGAGAUGAGGAGGCAAGGAAGACAUGGCUGCAAUAUGUCACGUCUGGCAGUAAAGGCCCAGAGGAGACCACUCAAGCUGUAUAUGACCGAUGGGUCGUCAACGAAGAGGACGAAGAAGACACCUGCAUGGCAGACACCCGAGAGAAGCUACGACAAGGCCAGACAUUGACACAGAUAUGGCACAGGAUGAAGAUGGCAGUGAUCCCCUCCAGAUAUGUAAGAGCGCUGCGCAAGGUGGUGGUGGGAGUUGAGAGUGAGCACAUCUUUGUAACCAUGAGCCCAGACUCAAGGCUCGAUCAGAUCGACGAGUCCAGUAAAAAAAUGGGACAGACUGAAGAAGCAUUACACUGACAAGCGUAAGGUGAAGCAGACGAUUAGCACCGACAGAAACACCAUUGAGCAGCGAUUGUUCCAGUGGUCAAGCCAACCACCAAAGUCUGCAGAGUUGUCAGCAGCGACAGGCAGCAGAAGGCCUGGCACCAGCACCUCGCCAAAAACAACAGGCAAAGAAAGUGGCUGGGGGAAAGGUGGAACAACCUCUUCUCCGAUGUGGAUGGACUACCCUAUCUGGUGGAUACGGGGGCCGAGGUGUCAAUGACCUGCACAACGGAAAGGACACUUGGAAGUUAUACUAGCAGACGGAUCCGCCAAAAGAAUGCCAGUUGGAAUAUGGAAAGGACUGAUAUUGAACAUUGGCCCCAACCACUUGUUGACCUUGAGAGAUGCUGAGGAGUUGCAUUAGAAGGGAACCAAGCACCGGUCCCUCAAAGAACGCUUGGAGACACUACAAUCAAGAGUUGUUAAGUUGGGCACAACUGGUUCCUCGUCCGGAGGAUUGUACAAGCUUGUGGAUGUGUCGUCUGUCAAGGUUCAACAAGUCCAAGAAAGCGACCUGUCACCGGCAGGAAAAGAAAGACUGGCCCAGAUCUUGGAGAGAGCCUCAGUGGCCCACUUUAAGAACGAUUGCGGCGAUCUGGGGCCUAAGUAUGUACAUACAAUUGAAGGAGGAGUGCAUCCCCCCGUGAGACCGUACCCACCGAAUCCAGGAGCAGUGGCCGAGAUGAAACACGAUCGUUAACGAACUACUGACUUUGGGCAUACUUCGUGAAGGGCCAUAUCCCCUCACUAGAAGCCCAAUUCAAGCGGUGAAGAAGCUCGAGUCUGUCGGAGGCGGUUGGUGAUCUCUCAUCAACUUCAAGGCCCUGAACCGUCGAACAGUGGCGAAUCGAGCCAGCUUGAUCAACACCCAAGCAUCCCUAAUGACUUUGACAGUGAAGAAAUACAAGUCGUGCAUAGACCUGGCAAAUGGAUUCUUCUCACUGAGAAUAGCUAAGACAUUGCAUGGAAAAACAGCAUUCACCCAUAGAGGAAAAGCAUACGCGUGGCAGAAGCUGCCACAGGGAUACAAGAAUUCCCCUAAAGUCUUCCAGUCAGCAGUCCUGCCGGUUUUCAAGGGACUACCAAGUGGACCGAGUUCCAAGUGGACUACCUGGGCUUUCACAGAUUUCCACUGAGUAGCCACAGAUUUGAGUCUCUCGGAUGGGUACAGGCAGAAGAUCGAACAAAUUUUGCCCCCUACCUCAGAGAACGAGCUACAACGGAUAUUGGGACUUUUCAAUUAUGUCCGGGACCAUGUCUGCCACAACCAGAAGCAUGCAAGACCUCUGUAUGCCUGGCUGAGGAAGACCGACACUGGGCAUGAAGGCGGCGCAGCAUGACCGUUGUCAGCCCAAGACCAAUAACAACUGGAGAAGCUGAAGGAAGCCAUCAAGGAAGCUGUAAGACUGGAACCGAGAAGCCUAACCACCUGCUUAACUGCCGAGUCAGGCGAAGGCGACAACACAGUGAUAGCCGUUAGGAAUAAAGGAGGAGGCCUAGUGACACUAUGGAGCUACACUUUAUCUUCUGUGGAGAAGACGUACCCAUUGCCCUUGCAAACCUAUCCUAAUAAACCUUUCUUCUUUUUUAACCAUCUAAGAGUUGGUAUGAAAGAGUAUGCAGUGUGAUAAAGAAUAAUUCCUUUGAAGUUGUUCUGAUAUUAUUGUACAUUAUAACAGGUCACUCUGAUCACUAAUUGGUCGGUAAAUUAUCCCAGGUCCUUUCCAAGAGCAACAAACCAUCAAAGGGGAAGCAGUUGUAAAGCAGAGGGUCCGGUGUCACGUAUAACCAAAAGCGGUUACUCUGGUUGUGUGUGGUCCGCCGCCACUGCACAACCAAGGCUGUGAAUACCUCGCCCCUGACUUAGUGGUCUCAUCCCUCAACAGGGGAGCUCUCUCCCUAUAAACGGAGUAGUCAGGUAGGGAGGUGCGCCUGCUUCUUACACGAGGGAGCAAGGGUCUUGCACCACUUAGGUAACGAGGCUUUAAACAGGGAAUAAAAUGAUAAUAUUACGAGAAGAAAAAUAAAAAAUAAGUAAAGUCAAAAUAUUAAGAGGAAAAACUUUGAACGUAACGAGAAAAAGUUUAAAAACAUAAUAUUGUAAGGAAAAAUAACAUCAUUUUGAUUUGAUUUGAUUUAUUUGAACAGUUGAACAUUUCAUUUAACUUCAGUAUACAUCACAUAUCACAAUUCAUAAUUCGACAUUUUCAAAGCAGUAGGAAGACGCAGAGCUUAUUCAAUCCUACCCCCUCUUUGUUUCACAUCAAUUGCUAAUACAUUUGUCAUUUGUCAUUUGCUAAUGUCAUUUUAGUAGUUAGCGUUGAAAUGUUAAAGAAACAGUGUAAUUUUUAAAAGUAAUAAUAUUAUGAUAAACAAACAUAACAAAAUAAAGUUGUAAUUUUAGGGAUAUUGGUUUGGGGGAAAAAAAUUACAAUAUGGGAAUAGAGUCAUAAUAAUACAAGAAGAAAAUGUACAGAAAGAAAGUUAAAAUUGUUGAAAAAUGUACAAAAAUAAAGAAAUGAAAAGAAUAUGAAGAGAAAAAUUGUCUUCUUAUGAGACAAAAUGUUGCAAUUUUACUAGAAUAAACUUAACAAUAUUAUGCAGAAAAAUAAUCAUUUUAGUAGCUAGAGUUGAAAUAUCAAAGAAAAAAUGUAAAUCUUUUAAAGUUGUAAUAUUAUGAAAAACAAACAAAACAAGAUAAAGUUUUCAUUUUUGGAAAAUUAGGUAAAGUUAUCAUAUUAUGGGAAAAAAGUCAUGAUAUUGCGAGAGGAAAAGUUACAAACAUUAUUUAUGAAGAAAGGUGAAAUAUUUUGAAAAUUAAAAAAAAACAGCAAAAUUGGGAAAAAGAGCAAAGCGUAAUUGUCUUUUUCAGCUGUGUGACAAAGCUAAGGUGAAAUAUAUAUAACGUCUUUGUCUAUCUGCAUGUGUUGCUUUACAAAACAUAAAAAUGGCCCUUGCUUUUUUUAUUUUUAAUUUUUUACUUUUAUUUAUUUAUUUAAAUUUUACAUAUUAAAAAAUAAAUAAAUAAAUAAAUAAAUAAUAAAAUAUGGCCCUUGCUGGAAAAAGUUAGGACCCCCCUGGACUAUAUGAUCUUUGCAAAGGCAGAAUUUUGCUGUCGACUUCUCCUUUUUAGCGCAGCGAGUCAACAGGAAGUGAGGCCAAACCACAGCACAGUCAGAAGAAAGGUUGCGCUUGUUUCAACACGUUGCACGCGGCUGUGACACAAAGCGAAGGGGCAGCGUUUCUACGCUCGUCUCUCAUCUGUACAGCGGGAGUGUGUGUGACCCCACCGAGGCCAACCACAUCAACGCCGGACGAGGAGGAGGAGGAGGAGGAGGAGGAGGGCCGACAAGAUGGAAGCGUCCACUCUCUGCUGAGAUGAUCUUUUAGAAGAGCACAAAGGGUGAAGGUUAUGGCGUGCACAGGGCUCCAAGCGGACGUGGCUCUUGACGGCAGCCAGGGAGAUGUAAAAGAGGGCGUGGCGACAGAGAGACUCAACUGCGGGUCUGCUCCGAAAACGGCAGAGGAGGAGAACAAAGAGGAGCCAGCUGUUAAAGCGGCUUCAGAGGAGCUCCAGACUAACACUGAGGAGGUUUGCGUGGACGUUAAUGACACACUGGAGGAUGCAGAGGAUGGACCGAUGAGAGGGGAGGAUGAAAGUGUCACACCAGAGGACCUUCUCUUGGACUUCAAGACGCUAACGUGGCCUGAGCUCCACGUUGAAGGCUCGCCGAGCCAUGGGGAGGAGGGUGCCAAGAAGGCUCGCCGGCUCACCCCCGACUUCCCGGAGGCGCUGUACGAGCUGCUGUGCACCCUGCAGGAGGGCCGGCGCCUCAACGACCAGCGCUGCUCCUUCAGGCUGGAGAGUGGCAUGAGGAGGAGGUGCCACUCCGAGCCCAACGCCACCAAGCCUGCCAACAGAGUCAUCUUCUCCUCCAUGACGUCGCUGCAGAGGGAGGAGUUUUUUGAGCUGGUGGCCACGGCCCAAGCUCGCCGCUUGGACGACCAGAGGGCGCAGCUGCAGAAGUCCGCGCGGGCGAAACAAAAAGCCAGGAGUUUCCGAGGCAGCAUAAAGCACCUUUCCUUCGUGAGGAGGCCUGAAAAACCAGCCCCCGUCCCCAAAGAGGAGCUGUAUGACAUGAUCCUCACCACGCAGGCCCAAGGCAGGCUGGAGGACCAGCGUAGCCGGGCUCCAGGGCCCAUGGACGACGAGGACUUCUUCUCUCUGCUGCUGAAGGUCCAGGGGGGCCGCAUGGACGAGCAGAGGACUGAACUACCAUGCAUGCUGCAAACCUAAGAUGGAUUGAAAUACAGAGAUAUCCUCGUAUUGUAGCUUGAAUGUGACUUUUUUUAAUGUAAAUUGUAUUUGCCGUCUUAAAACGUGAAGUUUUACAUGCCAUUAAAUGUCUGCUUGCAGUCUCUGGGACACUCGGACUAUUGGGAUCAUUUUCAUUUGACACAAAAAUUAAAAAAGAAACUUAAUUCCAGCCUUUUGCUUUCUUUGUUCACUCGUAUUCAUUUCCGAGUACACACAAACACAUAAGAGUCCUUCCACCUAAAAUCCACACUCAUUUACCCAAAAGGGCUAAUUGUUAUCAACCAGUCAUGUUU